This is a messenger RNA of Triticum turgidum subsp. durum (durum wheat), 393 nucleotides long. The record is from the annotation of a GenBank genome assembly. NCBI's taxonomy places the organism in Eukaryota, Viridiplantae, Streptophyta, Magnoliopsida, Poales, Poaceae.
AUGGAUUGGGUUCCCCAUGGCGGAGCCGCUUCCCUAGACCUCUCCCUCACGCUUGCCCCCAUGAGCCCACCACCACCAUCCUCCACCUCCUUUUGGGCUCAAGGAAACGCCCCUGCCGGCCAUGGUGGCCAUGACGGCGAAGCGAGGUCGAGGCGGCUGUUCUCGUGCCUCUUCUGCGACAAGAAGUUCCUCAAGUCUCAGGCGUUGGGGGGACACCAGAAUGUGCACAAGAAGGAGCGGGCCGGCAGCUGGAACCCUCACCUCUACCUCCAACCCGACCACGGCGACUGGCCGGCCGCCGCGGCGGCAAAGGCGCCGGCGAGAUGGCCAAACGCGCACCCUGGCGACGACGGCCAGAGGCAGCAGCAGCUUGAUCUCAACCUCAAGCUUUAA